Ficedula albicollis (Collared flycatcher) is the source of this 1644-nucleotide messenger RNA. RefSeq names its product zinc finger DHHC-type containing 4 (gene ZDHHC4). Gene Ontology annotation, cellular component: endoplasmic reticulum; Golgi apparatus. The transcript has 7 exons. Bases 176 to 1207 code for a protein of 343 amino acids. Lineage: Eukaryota; Metazoa; Chordata; Aves; Passeriformes; Muscicapidae. Gene Ontology annotation, molecular function: protein-cysteine S-palmitoyltransferase activity. The record is from RefSeq and is a predicted model, not a curated record. Gene Ontology annotation, biological process: protein targeting to membrane; peptidyl-L-cysteine S-palmitoylation.
GAGGGCUGGAGGGUUCCUGAGGGAGCUGGGAAAGGCGCUCAGCCUGGAGAAAAGGGGGAUCGGGGCGGGGAUUUGUGGCCGUGCACAACUCCCUGACAGGAGGGGCGCUGAGGGGAAUCGCGCUCUGCUCCGGGGAACGGGGACAGGAGGAGAGGAACGGCCUCAGGGGCUCGGCAUGGACUUCCUGACGCUCUUCCUGGUUUACCUGAGCCUUGUGCUCGCCCUCGCUGCCCUGCUCUGCCUCUGCUCGGGAAGGAGGGAGAGUUUCCUCACCAGGAGCAUCGACAGGGCAAGCCAGGCGUUGUCGCUGGUGAUCCCCACCCCGCUCCAGAGGGUGACACACAAGGCAGUGCACAGGCUCUUCCACACCAGGAGCUGUUUGUUUAUGGUCCUGCACGUAGCCCUGCAGGCUGCAGUGUUUGGGGAGUACACCUGGGAAGUGUUUGUGUACUGCUGGGAGCUGCAGUUCCACCUCCUGCUGCUGCUCCUGCCCUACCUGCUGCUGGCUGGGAACCUGGGCUGCUUCCUGCUCUGUUCCCGGGCCAAUCCUGGUACAGUGACAAAAUCCAACGCUGCAUCCCUGGUUAAGGUUUAUGCCUACGAUGGGGUGUUGUUUCAGAGAGGCCUCGUGUGUCCCACGUGCACUGUGGAAAAGCCAGCCAGGUCCAAGCACUGCAGUGUGUGCAGGACGUGUGUGCAUCGCUUUGACCACCACUGUGUGUGGGUCAACAACUGCAUCGGGGCCUCCAACGCCGGCGUGUUCCUGCUGUACCUGCUGUCCCUGACAGCCACAGCUGGGGCCCUGGCUGCUGUCACUGCUGCUUUCCUCAUCCACGUGCUGCUGCUCUCUGACAUCAUGCACGGCACCUACCUGGAUGCCCAGGGACAGGAGCACCCCGUGGAGAUUGCCUUCCUCGUGCAGCACCUUUUCUUAACUUUCCCUAGGAUUGUCUUCAUGCUGGGGUUUGUCAUCCUGCUCACACUGGUCCUGGGGGGAUAUUGCUCCUUCAGUCUGUAUUUGGCCCUCACCAACCAAACCACCAAUGAAUGGUACAAAUCCCGAAGAUUUGGGGGCUCCCCCCAUCUCCCCUCGCAGCCUCAGGACAGACCCCUCAUCUACAAAAACAUUUAUUCUAAAGGGAUCUGGAGGAAUUUAAAGGAAAUCUUUAACCCUCCUACAGUGUUGGAAAGGAAGAAGAAAACAUGAAGAUAUGAUUGUUUCUCUGGGCAUUUUAAAAUAUUUUCUAAGACUUCAGUUCAGCAGUGGGCUUGGCUGCCCCAGACAGCUUUUGGAACAAGAUUACUGCAGAAUUCACAGAUUGGUGCCUCAACAGAGCAUCAUUUGAGCUCCCUCCCUCCAUCAGACUCGGGGCCAGCUCAGUCCUGGCCCAUCUUCCCAAAGUGAAUCUUCCUCUCUGGGAAGGGUUAACACAGAGUUCCUGUGAAUUUUGAGGGAGCAGCACCUUUUUGUGAGUAUCUUUCUUUGGAAAACAGCCCAUGACUUAACAAUGACUACAACAGGUUGUGUGUAUUUAGCUGAGAAAAUGAUUUCUGGCAGGAUCUUACCUGCAGAAACCAUGUCCUACUGCAGCUUUGGAGCAUUAACCUCAGGAAGGAAAUUAAAGUGUCCCUGUUCUCCUCUCC